GGAAGUCUCCAUCAUCAUGUGACUAUACUGACUGUUUCAUGACGACUUAGGCCUUGACCAUGACUCUCAGUUCAGUUACAUUACACAGAAGAGUCAUUGGAGGAAGGCCUCUUCUGUAGAGGGGAGUUUCGUUAAGAGCCGCAAUGCUCGGUCUGAACAUUAACACGAGUCCCUUGCAGUAUUGGAAGCAUAAGGACAUUUCAUAUCGUAAAUAAUAAUAAAACAAAGUUACAUUGAUACACACCUUUGUAUAGGGUUAGGGUUCCCACACGGACAUAUUUCCAUGUUACAGCGCUUGUUUACGGGAGACAGUGGACUGACUACCUGUGCUAAUUAGCUAUCUGCGUCUCUGAACACCUGUGUGUAAAUGAAAGACCGAAGCCACACACGUCACUGAAACGUGCUGCAACUGUGCUAAACCCGGUUAAAACAGUGUACACUAAGUGUGUAUUCUGCAUUUGUGAAAUUAUUUUGAUGUGAUAUGAAAGUAAAGGGAUUUAUGUUUCUAGAACCGUACUGCAAUUGAGAAUCUAGUCACGUUUAUAUGGAGUAUUUAGCUGUUUUACCUUCCAGGGCCAAUUCGCCCCUUAAACAACAUGUAAGGUCCUUGGACUACGGAGUAACGUUAGGCGCUUUUAGUCUAAUAUUGGGCUAAUGAUGACUGCGUGCUUUAUAGCUCGUACCGUAAAUGAAGACUGAAUUCAAGUGUAUCUCUCUGAAUUGUCUAUAAACAGUCAAUGUGAAAAGAAUGUGAUUGUGUUUGAUUCAAAUAAACAAAUCAGUGUAUUUCAGUGAAAUCAGGUAAAACUCUACACGGCUGACACUUUAAUCUAAAAGUUACACACUCCUGAACUGAUGAGCGCUCUUUUUCUUCGUCCCGCCCCCUAGCAGGUGGAUCGUCCUCAAGUGAAGAUCGUAAAAACUCAGGUACAUCUCAUCAGAGCGCAGACUUCACAGUCGGACCUACUUCCAAACAACUACAUUUUCCCCUCAGCUUCGUUUGGAGUUGCUCUCUCCGUCUUUGGUGUUUCUUGAAACGACGGCAUUAAAGAGCACCGAAAAGUGAAAUUAAUGGACGUUUGCUGAAGUUCCGAGAAAGUGAGGUGGUCUAAGCCAAAGCUGCUGUAGAGAUGAGUUGGGUGGCUCUGUACGCCCAGCUGGGCGGGGUGAACAAACACUCCACCAGCCUGGGGAAGAUAUGGCUGUCUGUCCUAUUCAUCUUCCGUAUCACCAUCCUAGUACUGGCUGCAGAGAGCGUGUGGGGAGACGAGCAGUCUGACUUCAUCUGCAACACCCAGCAGCCUGGCUGUAAGAACGUCUGCUAUGACCACUUCUUCCCUGUGUCGCACAUCCGUCUCUGGUGCCUGCAGCUGAUCUUUGUGUCUACACCGGCCCUGUUGGUGGCCAUGCACGUGACUUACAGGAAGCGUGGGGACAAGAGGCACAUCAUCUCGACGGCCUUGCACAGCGGUGGUGAUGACAAGACCAGGCAGGUGGACCUAGAGGCCCUGAAGAGGAGUCGUCUGCCCAUCACAGGGCCUCUGUGGUGGACGUACACCUGCAGCCUGUUCUUCCGCCUGAUUUUUGAGGCUGGCUUUAUGUACGCCCUCUACUUUGUUUACGAUGGCUUCGCGAUGCCUCGUCUGGUGAAGUGUGAGCAGUGGCCCUGCCCCAACAAGGUGGACUGCUUCAUCUCACGACCCACAGAGAAGACCAUCUUCACCAUCUUCAUGGUGGCUUCGUCUGCCAUCUGCAUGGUUCUCAACGUAGCCGAGCUGGCCUACCUCAUCGUCAAGGCCCUGAUGAGGUGCUCCACCAGGAUGUCCAAGAAGAGCCCUGCCUACGCUCACCCCGAUCACAUAACCACGGACAAGUCCCUACUACAGAAUAAAAAGAACGAGAUGCUGCUGUCCUCUCUUACAGAUUCCUCCAGCAACAAGACUGUGUGAGCCCAGCAUAGUGGCCAUGUUCUUCCCCAUUUAGACUACAGAGAACUAGGGAGUAGAAACGUAUCAGUGUUUUGUUACCAUGAGAAGAGAACAUACUUGUGCGGACAUACCUGUAGCAGCUGAGAGGAUUGGCCUAACCCUAAGUCUGCUUUUCUAGAGCAGUUUGCCAAUUCCAGUCCUCGAGUACCCCCAACAGCAGACGUUAUUGUUGUAGCCCUGGACAAACAUGCCCGAUUCAACUCAUUGAGGGAUUGAUAAUUAGUUGACAAGUUGAAUCAGAUGUGCUUGUCCAAUGUGUAUUUUUGGGGGUACUCGAGGACUGGAGUUGGGGAACACUGUCGUAGAGGAUAUUUCUCUCUCUGUGCCUUCCACUAUGACUGACCCAUGGGGUAAUGUUUUAGCAUUUUUUAAAUGUAUUUUUUUUAUUUAUCUUGGUGCUUGUAUGUUUGAGCCACAUGUCUGUUUGGGAGGUUGAACAGCAGUGACAAAUGGGUCUAGAUCGCCACCUUCUGGUUUACAAUGAGCUUGCAGGAGUUUGUUAAUGUUUUAUUGUGGAGCGCAACCAGAAUUGGUUAAUGUUACUUCUACAGCUUUUGUAGAUAACUUUACCAAAGCAGAAACUCACAAGUGUGCAGUUUAGCUCCAAGUUCUAUUUGAGGCUCACACCGGCGAAGGAAAUGUAUUGAGUAACAAAGCAAUUUUAAAACAGUGCCUUAGUCUAUUAGCGGUGUCAAAUAGUAUGAUGUAGAUGAUGCUGUAUAUUGAGCAUUUACAUUUUAGUAAUUUAGCAGAUGCUCUUAUCCAGAGAAAUGUACAGUAGUGAAUGCAUACCUUUUCACAUUUGUUCGUACCGGUCCCCUGUGGGAAUUGAACCCACAAGCCUGGCAUUGCAAGUGCCACGCUCUACCAACUGAGCCACACAGAGCACAAUGUUUUUAGGUAGCAUGGCUGAUACGCUUGAACAUUCUGGACAGAUUUCCUGGACCCAAAUGAGGCCUAUUCCUGUACUUAAAAAUCAUGCUCAAUGGGGAAUAUCCAUUAGAAGUGCUUCUUGGUCCAGGAGUAGGCUUAAGCUGGGUACUGGAAACUGACCCUCUGAGCAUUAUGCCAACUGAGACUGACGUCUAGCCUAUUGUUGUCAAGACUGAUUGUAAACCUGGCUUCAGAGCCUAUCAUCUUUCAGCUUGUUCCUUAUUUUAGGCACUGAACUUAUCACUGCACCUCUUUCAAUGUGAGUUAGCGGGCUGAUCUAUAGGCAAAUUGGCCUAAUGUGCUUUGUCCAAAAAUGCAUGUAGAAGUUGGACCAUAAUAACUUGUAUCACUGUAGUGACAAUCUGACUGUUACCUGUGAAAAGGUAAGGACAGUUUUAGCAAUGAGAUGCAUCACACACAUUUGUGAAAGCACUUUGUGGGCUUACUUUCUCUCACAAUCUUUACAGAUGUAUGGGGGCUUUUUGUCUGUUUUAUAUUGACUGUUUGGAGGAAAUGCAAAAUUCAGUAGUACAAAUCAUUCUUGGACAUUUUUGAAAGCCUCAACAUUGUCACUUGCUUCUUUACAGCAGCUAGAGCCUAGCUAUUAAUGUACAGAUUUCUAAACUGCAUGUUUUUUGAAAGAAGGUUGUUUUGUAUUUUUUAUUAGAUCUGCACUUUGACCCUGGGUCUUGACUUUUAAUAAAAAAAACUGAAAUGAUA
Molecule: messenger RNA, 3641 nt
Organism: Salvelinus namaycush (lake trout)
Lineage: Eukaryota; Metazoa; Chordata; Actinopteri; Salmoniformes; Salmonidae
Product: gap junction beta-2 protein-like
Exons: 2
Coding region: 1131-1949 (272 amino acids)
Biological process (GO): cell communication
Cellular component (GO): connexin complex
Source: RefSeq, a predicted model, not a curated record